Ctenocephalides felis (cat flea) is the source of this 418-nucleotide messenger RNA. It is a transcript of the gene ND-B8, whose product is annotated as NADH dehydrogenase [ubiquinone] 1 alpha subcomplex subunit 2. The coding region runs from base 64 to 348 and encodes 94 amino acids. The transcript has 3 exons. The record is from RefSeq and is a predicted model, not a curated record. Lineage: Eukaryota; Metazoa; Arthropoda; Insecta; Siphonaptera; Pulicidae.
UAAUAAAAUAAAUUCAUAAUUAAAUAUAUAUAAAUAAAUAUAUUUAUUAAUUAUAAUUAGAAAAUGGCCAGUCGCGCUGUGAAAUUCGGUCCUCAUUUAAAAGAAUUGCGUAUUCAUUUGUGCCAGACUCAUGAAACUUCCCAAGGAGUGAGAGACUUCAUGAAUAAGUUUUAUGUGUCGCUUAAAGGAGCCAAUCCCAAUUUUCCAAUAUUAGUGAGAGAAUGUAGUGGAGUCCAACCAAGAGUCUUUGCAAGAUACGAGAAAGGAAAAGAAGUAAGCGUACCACUAACCAACCAAUCAGGCGAGAGUGUUAUGGAGCAAAUUCAAAAAUUAGCUGCAAAAUGUUAAAUUUGUAGUCGAAUAAUUUGAAUUAUGUAAAUAUUAUAGUGAAAAAUAAAUUUUAUUUAAAUACCCUAAA